CCAGUAAUUAAUUGCAACACGUUGUGCCAUUGAUACUUGUAGAAUAUUUUAUCGUGCUGUCACUGCUAUGUGCUUGAACUUGAAGUCGUCCUACACUCGCAAACGAUACCCAAUCAGCUGUUUAUUACAGCGCAGCGCCCUAGCUACGUUGAUAACAACAGCUCAACUGCACCAUAACCGUUUCGUAUCCAGUUCCGUAUUCAAAAUCUUAAAUGUCUCGAAUUCAGUCUGCGCUCCUUGAUUUGAUCAAGCGAUAGAAUUGCUUCGUCGGCCAGUCAGCGAUCUGCCUUCUCAGUUUGUUGGUCCAACAAAGUAAUUUUCUUGAAAGUGAAUUUGCGCAGCAGCUGGGAUGGAAUGCGGAUAGGAUGCUUGCUGUUUAACAUAAUACUGACACAUGAAGAAGCUUUUAAUUUGGAACAUCCGUAGCUAAAUCUACGUUCGCUUCACGGUGAAACCGAAAGCGACCAACUGAAUUAUUUUUAUUCCACGAUGACUGAGUCCGAGGAAAUACGAAACAACAACGGCAGUGUUGUCACUACCGACAUCGAGGUACGCUGCUGUAAUACAGAUGCUCUGCGUGACCAACUCGAAUCAACCAUAAAAGAAUGGGCUAUCAGGGACAACUGGCCCGCCGGAUACGACUCGAUCAAAUUCUCUACCUUGAUCGAUCCGGAAGCCAAUUUCGUCGGCCUACUAAACAAAGAAAUCGUCAGCAUGGUGUCCGCCGUGAAUUACGGCGACCAGUUAUCCUUCAUCGGGACGUUCCUAACGGCCGACGGACACAAAGGCAAAGGCUACGGGACCCAACUCUUCCGGGAAUGCCUCCAGCAUGCCGGCGAUCGAGUGACUGGUUUAUACUCUAACCAGCGCAUGACCGAAUGGUACAAACGCCACGGAUUUGUUCAGACCGGGACAUGCUCCAUCUUUCGGAAGCCAUACACCGGAAAAGUGGAUCUUCCUGCAGAUUUCCCGGUGGCCUGCAUCAUUCCCGCGAAAGAUCUGGAUUUCGCUGAUCUUUGUCGUUUCGACCGGUCGUACUUUCCAGCGGACCGACCGGAGUUUCUCCGCGCCUGGUUAUCUCACCCUAAGGUUAUACUGGCACCGGCGUUUGUUAAGGACGGAGUGAUUCACGGUUAUGGAGUGCUUCGGCAGUGCAUUGGGGAUACAAUCUGUAAAUUCGGACCGUUGUUCGCCGAUAGCUUCGUCGUGGCUGAACAGCUGGCGUUAGCGAUGUUGAAUGCGGUUCCGGAAGGCACCGAGAUUGUACAGUUUGACUGCCUCGAUGACAAUCCCCAGACGGACAGGUUGGCGGAGAAAGUGGGCUUCUCGCCCACAGGAGAGUUGCACGGGGGAAGGGUGUUGUGGAAGAACGGUCGUCCGGAGUUUGACGUGAGCGGAGUGUACGCCUACACGUCCGGAGCGUUUGGAUAAUUUAUCUGCAUAGGUACUUGCGGCGUUUCAUAAUUGUUUACGGGCGCACUCUCUUUUUGCUUAUGCGUGCAGAAUUGUUCAGAUUCCAAAGGAGACCGUUGCUUCAACCAUUUUUUCUUUGUAUUUGCAUUUUAUACCGUUAUUUAUUAAACUGCGUAAAGCGG
Paramacrobiotus metropolitanus is the source of this 1595-nucleotide messenger RNA. RefSeq lists its product as uncharacterized. NCBI's taxonomy places the organism in Eukaryota, Metazoa, Tardigrada, Eutardigrada, Parachela, Macrobiotidae. The coding region runs from base 490 to 1431 and encodes 313 amino acids. The transcript has a single exon. Gene Ontology annotation, molecular function: acyltransferase activity, transferring groups other than amino-acyl groups. The record is from RefSeq and is a predicted model, not a curated record.